AGUUGUUCUUGGUUGAUCGUUCCUCUUCCAUAGUUCUAGUGCGGAUUUUAAAUGGUUGCUCUCGGUUCUGGCUGGGAUUCUUUUGUUUUUCAUUUCCCAGUUGUAGUUGAAGUUCAUCAUCGCUGAAGCAAAAAUUUCUAUCCGCUCGUCGUUGAAUCGUCUCAAACUAAAUUUUCAACUUCUCCAGAGUUUACCGAGUUCCGACGAACUCGGUGUCAAUUAUUAUCUUGCCUCUAUUCGUCAUAGUUCGUUAGAAUAUUUAAUAUUCCUUUGGUCUUUUGCGAUUUAUAAAAAAUAAAAAAGAUUAUACAAUUAUUGUGUCUGUGUUGUGUCUAAACAAUUAAGACUUAUUUUAAGCAACAAGGAAGACCAUCAUCAUACCAACAGUCGACAAGUCGAAACCAGGCGGGUUUCAACUUGUGCCAUUGCCCUUUUAUAAUAUUGCAAUGAGCCAUUUAAUAGAGAAGGGAAAUCUUGCAAUGUCCAUCAAACCUAAUAACACACAAAAUUCAUCAGCGACCGCAAGCACAGACGCUUCUCUUCAACAGUCCGCAUCUGUGCAACAGACCUCACACAAUUUACAGACUGAACCAACGCCAACCAAUAAAACACAACCAGUAAAAGUUAACAAAUUUGAUGCAGUACUAACGAGCUUAAUAGCUGGAGCUGCAGCGGGAGCAAUAGCAAAAACUACAAUAGCUCCUUUAGAUAGAGCGAAAAUAAAUUUUCAAAUUCGCAAAGAUACCCCAUACUCAUUUCGAGCUGCUGUGCUAUUUUUAAAAAACACCUACGCCACUGAAGGAACACUUGCAUUAUGGCGUGGAAAUUCUGCAACAAUGGCUCGGAUUGUACCAUAUGCAGCAAUACAAUUUACCGCUCACGAACAAUGGCGAAAGAUUUUGCGAGUUGAUGAGAAUGGUACAAAUACAAAGUUGAAGAGAUUUAUGGCUGGUUCAUUGGCUGGCAUCACAUCACAAUCAUUGACGUAUCCAUUGGACUUAGCAAGAGCACGAAUGGCUGUGACGGACAAAUAUUCAGGUUACAAUACACUCCGCCAAGUGUUUGUUAAAAUAUGGGUUGAAGAAGGACCACGCACCUUAUUUAGAGGUUAUUGGGCAACUAUAUUGGGAGUAAUUCCAUAUGCAGGAACAUCAUUUUUCACCUACGAAACAUUAAAGAAAGAAUAUAAUGAAGUCACAGGUAACAAGACACCUAAUACAUUGGUUACACUAGCAUUUGGUGCUGCUGCUGGUGCAGCUGGUCAAACGGCUAGUUAUCCACUAGACAUAGUGAGAAGACGAAUGCAAACAAUUGGAAUAAAUCAGAAAAAUCUAGGCGAAUACACAACAAUUUAUUCAACACUUAAGAAAAUUUAUAGAGAGGAGGGUGUUAAAAAUGGCUUCUUUAAAGGACUCAGUAUGAAUUGGAUUAAAGGACCUAUUGCUGUUGGCAUUAGUUUUUCAACAUAUGAUCUUAUCAAAGAAUUACUUAGAGAACUAGCACAUAUUAAACGUGGCAGGUCCACACUAAAUGAGCAAUAAAAUUAUUUUUUUUUUUAAUUUACAAUUAGAAUAAGAAUGCAUGGUAGUUAAAAAAAAAAAUAAAUAAAUGUCACUCAGAUUUGUUUAGUUAGAUAAAAUAUACUUAUGUAAAAUGUG
Molecule: messenger RNA, 1658 nt
Organism: Episyrphus balteatus (marmalade hoverfly)
Lineage: Eukaryota; Metazoa; Arthropoda; Insecta; Diptera; Syrphidae
Gene: DPCoAC
Product: mitochondrial coenzyme A transporter SLC25A42
Exons: 8
Coding region: 447-1541 (364 amino acids)
Biological process (GO): transmembrane transport
Cellular component (GO): mitochondrial inner membrane
Source: RefSeq, a predicted model, not a curated record